GUACUUGCAAGAAGAUGAUUUAACCCAAGAAUGUAAGGAACUAUUGUCUUGCCUACCCAGAGAAAAAGGGUAGGUUGUCUCUCAUUUAUAUCAAUACCAAGGUUUUUGGCACCCAUCUAGGCAAUUGCAAGGAGUAAUUGCAUGUCAACAACACUUUCAAGCUCAAGACACCGAUAUCCUCCUCGUUACUACGCCUAAAUCCGACACCACCUGGCUGAAGGCAAUCCUGUUCGCAAUAAAGAACCGGACACGUUAUCCUGACAUGAACCGACACCCAUUGUUUGCAGACAAUCCGAAUGAUCUUGUCCCUUUCUUGGAACUCAAGCUCCAUGUUGACAAACAAGUCCCUGAUCUCACCUCUUUCACUUCUCCGAGGCUAUUUGCAACCCAUUUACCAUUCUCAUCCUUGCCUAAAUAUGUGACAUGUUCGGCAAGCAAGCUUGUCUAUCUAUGCAGGAACCCCAUGGACACUUUUGUUUCACUUCAUCACUUCACAAACAAGCUUAGACCUCCUAGCCUUGGACCCAAUAUACUUGAAGAUGUAUUUGAUAUGUUUUGUAAGGGAGUGUGCCUAUAUGGACCCUUUUGGGAUCAUGUGUUGGGUUAUUGGAAGGAGAGCUUGGAGAAACAUCAAAAAGUACUUUUUUUAAAGUAUGAGGAGAUGAAAGAAGAACCCACUAUCCAUCUAAAGAGAUUAGCUGAAUUCAUGGGCUGCCCGUUUUCUCUAGAGGAAGAGACAUUAGGGGUGGUGGAUGAGAUGUCAAGGUUGUGUAGUUUUGAUCAUUUGAGUAGUUUGGAGGUGAACAAGAAUGAAAAGUUGUCAUCAGGGGAGGAGAAUAAAGCCUUCUUUCGAUGUGGUGAGGUCGGAGAUUAGAAAAAUUAUUUGACAGAUGAGAUGGUCAAGCGCCUAGUCCAAAUCGGCGAACAAAAGUUCGCUGAAUCUAGGCUAAAAUUUUAAGGCUCCUAAGUUUGUGAUUGUCAUUAAUUCAAAUAAAGGUCUAUUGUUCAUUUCAACAAUUCUAUUUUAUUACAACUCUUCUAAGUGAUUAUCUUCAAACAAUUAUGUUGCUUCAUUAUAGAUGACGUGAUAUCACGAAUGUAUGGGAUAAAUCUUAUUAUACAUAGCUUUUGUUG
Molecule: messenger RNA, 1134 nt
Organism: Camellia sinensis
Lineage: Eukaryota; Viridiplantae; Streptophyta; Magnoliopsida; Ericales; Theaceae
Source: RefSeq, a predicted model, not a curated record